Rhododendron vialii is the source of this 2184-nucleotide messenger RNA. Its product is annotated as receptor-like serine/threonine-protein kinase At2g45590. The record is from RefSeq and is a predicted model, not a curated record. Gene Ontology annotation, molecular function: ATP binding; protein kinase activity. Bases 123 to 2096 code for a protein of 657 amino acids. Gene Ontology annotation, biological process: protein phosphorylation. Lineage: Eukaryota; Viridiplantae; Streptophyta; Magnoliopsida; Ericales; Ericaceae. The transcript has 2 exons.
UCCCCCUUCUCUCACCGGUCCCUUUCCAUCAUCCCAUACUCUCUCUCUCUCUCUCUCCCUCUCCAUUUCCAAAACCCACUUCCCUUUCUCCACAUUCCUCCCUCCCUCCCUCCCUUCCAACAAUGCCAAACCCAGACCCCACCCUCCUCCUCCUCCCCAUCCUCGGCGCGUCCCUCACCCUCACCUGCCUCCUCCUCGUCCUCGCCCUCCUCUACCGCAGAAAACUCUCCCGGAAACGCACCACUCCAGUCGCCGCAGAUCUACUCAAACCCUCCCCCCCUCACCGCUUCUCCUACUCCUCCCUCCGCCUCGCCACCUCCUCCUUCUCCGCCUCCAACCGAGUCGGCCAGGGCGGCUUUGGCUCGGUCUUCAAGGGAACUCUCAAAUCCGGGCAAGACGUCGCCAUCAAACUCAUGGAUCCCAACGGAUCUCUCCAGGGCGAGAGAGAGUUCCACAACGAGCUCUCCAUCCUCUCCAAGCUCGAACACGCGUGCACAGACUUCGUGGUCCCCAUCCUCGGCUUCUCCUCGUCCGACGACGGUCGCCAGUGUCGCCGCCGCCGCCGCCGCAGGCUGUUGCUCGUGUACGAGUACAUGAGGAACGGGAGCCUGCAGGACGCGUUGCUGGAUCGGAAGUGUCCCGAGCUGAUGGAGUGGAAGAAGAGAUACGCAAUCGCGAUUAACGUCGCCAAAGGGAUUCAGAUACUUCAUUGUCUCAAUCCGCCAAUCAUUCACGGGGACAUUAAACCGUCUAAUAUUCUGAUUGAUGCCUUUUUCAACGCGAAGCUGGCCGAUUUUGGGCUAGCUCGGGCGCUUACUGAAGAUGAAGUUGGUGGAGCUGUUUUGGAAAUCGGCGAGGAGGGGGGGAAGGUGGGGAGGAGCAGAGAGAACGGGGAUAACGAUAACGGAUCGAUACUUGAAGAGACGGAGAGUGUUGUUACUGAUGAUGUGGCUUUGAAUGUGGAUCUGUUGUCGCCGGAGUUAGUAACAACAAUGUCUUCGGAUACGGGUGUGUUUGAGGCACCGCCGUCGAGUGUGUCGGAGUGCUGUUUGGAUAUUGCUAGUGUGGAUAGUGGGAACAGGAGAUGUGUUGGGAGAAAGAAGAGUUUGUCGGGGAGGGAUUGGUGGUGGAAACAGGACGGGGGCAGCGGGGUCGGGUCAGAGUCGGGGAGAGUGAAGGAUUAUGUGAUGGAGUGGAUUGGGAGUGAGAUAAAGAAGGAGAGACCAAAUGGUGAGUGGAAUGCCACACCCAGUUCAGUAGAGGGUAAUAACAACACGGAGAAGGUGAAAGAAGAGCAAAAGAAGCAUAGGAAGAAAUUUAAUUGGUGGGCUUCAUUGGAUGAGGAGAGAACUCAGAAGCAGAAGAAGAACAGGAAGAAGCCGCGGGAGUGGUGGAAGGAGGAGUUUUGCGACGAAUUGACGAAGAAGAAGAAGAAAAGGGAGGUUAAGUCUACUUGUGGUGGUGAAAUGUGGUGGCAGAGGGAUGAGUUUCUAGCACCGGAGAGGAAGAAGAGGAGGAGGAGCAGGGGGAGUAAGGGCAGCAUUGAUUGGUGGUUAGAUGGGUUUAGCGGGGAAUAUCGAAGUGGAAGGAGAAAUAGUCAAGAUUGGACUAGUGGAGAGAUCCCAAAGAGUGGAGGUAUUAGUAGUACUCCUAGUAUGAGAGGGACUGUUUGUUACAUUGCCCCCGAGUGUGGUGGUGGUGGGAAUUUGUCGGAGAAGUGUGAUGUGUAUAGCUAUGGUGUGCUGUUACUUGUUAUUGUUUCCGGGCGAAGGCCGUUGCAAGUGACGGCCUCCCCACUGUCUGAAUUCGAGAGGGCGAAUCUCAUUUCAUGGGCUAGGCAACUUGCCCGGAAUGGGAAGCUUUUGGAUCUUGUUGAUCCUAAUAUUCAGUCGUUGGAUCGUGAACAGGCAAUGCUUUGCAUCACAAUUGCUUUGCUUUGUUUGCAGAGAUUGCCUAGUAAGCGUCCGACGAUGGUAGAGAUAGUCGGGAUGCUUUCCGGUGAGGCGGAACCGCCCCACUUGCCGUUUGAAUUUUCCCCAUCACCGCCGUCCAAUUUCCCUUUCAAGACCCGGAAAAAGGCCCGUUCAUUGCAGUGAUGUUGGAAAAGUAUACGAAAUAUGUAGAGCAUUGUGAUCAGGAUGUUUCUGUUAAUUAGGUGGCAAUUGAUUAUACUGAUACAUUUUU